UUCAUUUCACUUCAAUCCCAUUUACGGCUUCUCUCCAACACCACCGCCAUGAACGGCCGUCGUAUCUCCGCCGUGAUUUUCGACAUGGAUGGCACCCUUCUGAAUACAGAGCAACUUACAAAGGAUCUGUUAAAGGAAUUUCUUGCUAAAUAUGGGAAAGUGGUGGAUAUGGACAAGGAAAACAAGAGACUUGGGACUGUACACCAUGAAUCAGCAAUUGGCAUUGUUAAAGACUAUGAUCUUCCAAUUACUCCUCAGCAAUACACCCAAAGCAUCAUGCCCAUGUAUCAUGACAAGUGGCUGCAAGCCAAAGCACUUCCUGGUGUUAAUCGCCUCAUCAAGCAUCUACAUAAGCAUGGAAUUCCAUAUGCAGUUGCUUCAAACUCCAUAAAGAAGAAUGUAGAAGUCAAAGUAUCUGCCCAAAAAGGUUGGAAAGAGUACUUUUCAGUAAUUCUUGGAAGUGACGAAGUUAAAUCAGGGAAGCCCUCUCCAGACUUAUUUCUGGAAGCUGCAAAUAGAAUGAGUGUGGAUGCAUCUUGCUGUCUUGUGGUAGAGGAUUCUGUGGUAGGGAUUAAAGCUGGAAAGGCUGCAAAAAUGCAAGUGGUGGCCGUGCCAUCUAUUCAAAGUGAAUCGGAUCAAUAUUUGAUUGCUGAUCACGUGAUCCAUUCAUUCCUAGAUUUCCAUCCAGAGCUUUGGGCACUCCCACCAUUUGAUGACUGGGUGAUGAAAGCAUUGCCAAUUGAACCAAUUCAUUUCGAGGGAUCAUACAGAAAUGGAUUUCUGCAAGAAAAUGCAGAUAAUGAAGCUUCUGAUCUUCCUGGUCAAGCCUGGGGUGUCUAUUUUGGUUGGGUUGAAGUUGACUCACUGGAGAGGUUUAAGAUUGUGGUUAGCAUCAGAUGGGACCGCAGCUGUGGUGCUUUCAGGAGAAAUAUUCAAGCUUGUUUCAUCAAUGGAAGUGAUGGACAAAUCUCUGAUCAGCUAAUGGAAGUAACACUUGUUGGUUACAUCAGGGGAUUUCCUACCAAGGAUUUCCAGCAAAAUCUUUCAACGAAUGCUCAAAUACUCGAUCAAGAUAAGUCGAUUGCAGAGGCUUGCUUGGAUCUAGCAGCGUAUAACGAGCUUUGGUGAGCAAAAGCCAAACCUUGGGUUUAACUGUUAUACUUGAAUAAAUUCAGAUCAACUCGAUUAUUAUACUAUAGAUGGUCUUUAGAAUCAAGAAUACGGAGUGCGUGUCUUCUACGAUAUUUGUUCUUUAUCUGAAUGGACUAAUGUAAUCUCUUUCGGUGUUAGUAUAAUUCAGCUUCU
Messenger RNA from Cynara cardunculus var. scolymus (artichoke), 1305 nucleotides. Its product is annotated as bifunctional riboflavin kinase/FMN phosphatase-like. Gene Ontology annotation, molecular function: riboflavin kinase activity; sn-glycerol 3-phosphatase activity. The coding region runs from base 49 to 1128 and encodes 359 amino acids. The record is from RefSeq and is a predicted model, not a curated record. Gene Ontology annotation, biological process: glycerol biosynthetic process; riboflavin biosynthetic process. NCBI's taxonomy places the organism in Eukaryota, Viridiplantae, Streptophyta, Magnoliopsida, Asterales, Asteraceae. The transcript is spliced from 10 exons.